AUGGUCCUAAGUUGGGAACAAAGGGUAAAAAUCUUAAGAGAUUGUGCACUUGCAUUGAGGUAUCUCCACAGCUACAUAGAUGGAUUCAUUGUUCAUAGAGAUAUUAAGCUUACAAAUAUCCUCUUAACAGAGGAUCUGGAUGCAAAGCUAUCAGAUUUUGGACUGGCAAAGAUGUUGGGAAUGGAAGAGAGCAAAGUGUUUACAGAUGUACGAGGGACGAUAGGUUAUAUGGAUCCAGAAUAUAUGAGUAACGCGAAAUUGACGUGUGCAAGUGACAUUUACAGCUUUGGUAUAGUAGCUUUACAGGUUCUUUCUGGCCAGAAAGUGAUUGAACUUGAUUUGGAUGCCAGAGACCAACUAACAAGAAAAGCAAAGGAUGUGAGCAUGGGUAAACGGGGACUAAAAGACUUCGAGGACCCGAGGCUAAAAGGUGAAGUGAACAGUGUGGAUUUUGAGUCCAUACUUCAAAUUGCAGUGCUUUGUGUUGCCAAAUCAAGCAAAGGUCGUCCAACUAUUGACGUUGUCGUUGAGGAGAUGGAAAAAGUAUUGAAAAACACAUUGUCCGAAAACAAAGCCGCGGAGCAAAGUGCAUCAGCUGCAUUACGGAGAUCCCAUUCAGUUGGUCAUGUCAUCCCUGUCUGA
Molecule: messenger RNA, 642 nt
Organism: Solanum lycopersicum (tomato)
Lineage: Eukaryota; Viridiplantae; Streptophyta; Magnoliopsida; Solanales; Solanaceae
Source: RefSeq, a predicted model, not a curated record